Molecule: messenger RNA, 4933 nt
Organism: Ostrea edulis (European flat oyster)
Lineage: Eukaryota; Metazoa; Mollusca; Bivalvia; Ostreida; Ostreidae
Product: neurogenic locus notch homolog protein 1-like
Exons: 31
Coding region: 1-4542 (1513 amino acids)
Molecular function (GO): calcium ion binding; chitin binding
Source: RefSeq, a predicted model, not a curated record
AUGAGGAAAACGACAGCUGGUAAAGUUGAAGUGUCUCUCAGAAUAAAAAAUCCCUAUGAGAUGGGUGAUGGCGGUGGAGUUGUUCUUAGAAUUUUACAGAAAUCGAAACGUCUCACUCAGGACGGAACAGAAUACAUUGAUAUACGAAGUAACCUCAUACCAGUAUCCUCGUUGCAUGUCACAAACACAACAGGACGACCCAUAUCGAAUCAAACUCUAGACAGCGAACGAUCGAGGAGAGGCUUGAAUAUAGGAGGGGACCCCGUGGUCACCGAGGGUACUACAAUGGUGACCACCACCUUGAAGCCCCGCCCCACAACUGUGGGAAUUGAAUGGGCCACUAAUUGGUGGGAUGUGUUCCUGUCCCGAUAUAACUGGGGAGGAAAUGAUAUCUUUGGACCUAACACAGGAUCUACUCUAUCCAGAGUUCCAGAAGUGGACAGCUGUCUCUACGAUGACCCCUGUCAGAAUGGUGGAACUUGUGCCAGCGAUGACGUGCCCACCUACUGUAUUUGUACCGCAGGAUGGACAGGGCAAUAUUGCGAGAAAGACGAAGACGAAUGUCUGAAAAAUCCUUGCAACGGACGAGACUGCACAAACACCUUAGGAUCAUUUAGAUGUGGUUGUCCAGACGGAUUCACGGGGAACCAAUGCACUAAAGAUAUAGAUGAGUGCAAGACCAAUCCAUGCCAAAACAAUGGAGUGUGUAUCAACACACGUGGUUCUUUUUCUUGCAAAUGCCAACAAGGAUGGACCUCCAAAACCUGCCAGCAAGACGUAAACGAGUGUGAUUCCAAUCCAUGUAAAGAGGGCACAGCGUGUGUGAACAAGUUAGGCACUUACACGUGUGAAUGUGACAACGGAUGGGAAGGAAAAAAUUGUACUAAUGAUGUUGAUGAAUGCCUUUCAUCCCCAUGUGGAGGAAGGGGUAUCUGUGAGAACACGGUGGGGUCAUUCAAAUGUACUUGCGACCAUGGAUGGUUGGGAAACACUUGUCAAGAAGAUGUAAAUGAAUGUGUUUCAUCCCCGUGUAUGCACGGCGGUUUGUGCAAGAACUCUAAUGGAUCCUACACGUGCCUGUGUGGAGAAGGAUGGGGAGGCAAAGACUGUAAUCAAGAUGUUGAUGAAUGCCUUUCAUCCCCAUGUGGAAGCAGGGGUAUCUGUGAGAAUAUGGUGGGGUCAUUCAAAUGUAAUUGCGAACAAGGAUGGCUGGGAGACAACUGUCAAGAAGAUGUAGAUGAAUGUGUUUCAUCCCCGUGUAUGCACGGCGGUUUGUGCAAGAACUCUAACGGAUCCUACACUUGCCUUUGUAGCGAAGGAUGGGGAGACAGAGACUGCAAUCGAGAUAUUGAUGAAUGUCUUUCAUUCCCAUGUGGAAGCAGAGGUACCUGUGAGAACACGGUGGGGUCAUUCAAAUGUAAUUGCGAACAAGGAUGGUUGGGAGACAACUGUCAAGAAGAUGAAGAUGAAUGUGUUUCAUCCCCGUGUAUGCACGGCGGUUUGUGCAAGAACUCUAACGGAUCCUACACUUGCCUUUGUAGCGAAGGAUGGGGAGGCAGAGACUGCAAUGAAGAUAUAGACGAAUGUCAAAUCAAACAACCAUGCGCCAAUGAUGGAAUUUGUAAAAAUACAAUCGGAUCUUUUGAAUGUGCAUGUUCCACAGGAUGGUCCGGACAAAACUGCACAGAAGAUGUAGACGAAUGUUCCCAUUUACCAUGUGGGGAGGAUGUACCUUGCUUCAAUGUGGAGGGGUCUUAUUCCUGUCAAUGUCCACCGGAAUGGACAGGCAAGAACUGUACAGAAGAUGUAGAUGAAUGCUUACGUGAUCCAGAACUAUGUAACAAUGGAGGUAUAUGUAAUAACACAGAGGGUUCGUACAGGUGUGAAUGUACCAAUAAUUGGACAGGAAGGUCAUGUGAAGAAGACGUCGACGAGUGUCUUACUUCGCCAUGUCCAGAUGGAAGUAGUUGUGUAAACCUUAUUGGAUCAUUUCAAUGUAAUUGUAUGGAUGGAUGGACGGGACAAUACUGCGAGACAGAUGUAGAUGAAUGUUUGUUGGCUGACUGUGGAAAUGGAGGUAUUUGCAAUAACUACAAUGGUUCUUACGAUUGUGAUUGUCCCGAUGGAUUUACGGGGACACCUUGUAGAGAUGUUGAUGAAUGCAAGCACAAUCAAUGUGUCAACGAGGGUACUUGUGAGAAUACCCUUGGCUCAUUUGUAUGUAGAUGUACAUCGGGUUGGAAUGGCGAACUAUGCGAUACAGACGUGGACGAAUGUGUCCAAAGUCCCUGUUUUAACGGAGGUGUUUGUCAGAAUAAUGUCGGUGCUUACCAUUGUGAUUGUCCUACACCUUGGGUCGGACAAAAUUGUACAGCACGAAUGUUUGUAAUGGGUGCUGAAGCAGACUAUGGCUCUGGUGUUACCAUCAGCUGUGGUGUUCAACGUCUGCAGGACUGGAAAUCAAUUGACGUCAAACAUGGAAACAAGACCUUGUACCAAAUUAGGCCAGAUGGACUUUUCACUGAUUUUACCGGCGGAAAGGUGAAAAUUAACAGUACUAUAGGAGGCAGUGGGGCUGAUUUAUCACUGACCUUCCAGACUGUUCGAUGUGAGGAUGAUGGAAAAUAUCACUGUACUGUUGAUGGAAAUUCUAAAAACACCAUGAAUCUCAUAGUAAAAAAACCAUCCUCUGGAGAACCUACCAGAAUUUAUCAGAUGGAGGGAAUUGUUAAUGAUCGCAGAACUGUUAACGUACAUUGCCAAGGACACCCCUCUUAUCCACACGGAAGUCUGAAGUUCCAAGUGAAAUUGAAAAAUGAAUCCGUUUACAAAGAUUAUAAUUUUCCGAUUGAAGUUCGGAACGAGCUUUCUAUAGACUGUUGGCGUACACAGACAAUGUAUGUAAACUAUAUUUUUGGUCAGGAAUGGGACCAAGCAAGUAUUCGAUGCGUGGAUGGAGAUUCUGGAAAUUUCGAUGAAACCGUUUUAGAUGUCAUCCCAGACAACUAUUGUGCUAGAGCACCCUUCUCUACGGAGUCAUUUCUGGAGCAUCCACACGAUCCAAAGAAAUACGUACAUUGUUUCAAUCAACAACCGAGGGCAGUCAUGGUGUGUGAGACAGACACCUGUUUCCACGAGAAUGAGCAACAAUGUGGAUCGUGUAUCAAGGAAUGUCCUGUGAACACGUGUGACAAUGACGCAUCCUGUUGGAUUAUAAAUGGCGAUCUAACUUGUGAUUGCAAACCUGGAUGGAGUGGUUCCUUGUGCGAGAUAGACGUGGACGAGUGUUUGUCUUCUCCAUGUCGUAAUGGAGGAUUAUGUCAGAAUUUUCCGGGUACCUAUAACUGUGUGUGCGCCGCAGGGUGGCAGGGAACCGUCUGUGGCGAAGAUGUUAACGAGUGUUUGAUGAAUCCCUGUGCGAAUGGCGGACGAUGCAGUAACACGAUAGCGUCCUACACGUGUACCUGUCCUAAUGGCUGGACAGGAAAACAAUGCGAUAUUGAUAUUGACGAAUGUUUGACCAAUCCAUGUCUCAACGGAGGCACAUGCUUGAACACACGGGGAGCGUUUGUGUGUCUUUGCUCUUCUGGCUGGAAUGGAACACUCUGUGAAAAGGAUGUCGACGAGUGUUUGAUGAAUCCUUGCAUAAAUGGUGGACGCUGCAUCAAUCUGAUAGGUUCCUUUUCUUGUAAUUGUCCUCAACCUUGGUUUGGAAAGAUAUGUGAAAGUGGUCUGUUUGUUGACGGACAUCGGGGAGAAAUGAACUCGGUAAAUGUCACUGCAGUCACAUGCACAAUUUAUAAGUAUAAAGACUGGAAACGGCUUGAUAUCAUUCGGAGUGAUAAAAAUAAUAGACCUGUUGUCAGAGUUAACCCCAACGGUGGCAUCAACUCCAUCUUAAACAAGAGAAACAUCCAGGUUAUCUACACACCUGAUACCGGGCGGGAUCAAGCAGAAGUUUCGCUACAGUUCACGCGCUUGCGUUGUAGAGACGAGGGAGUGUACAGAUGUUUGUUAGACAAUAAUCAAAAGCAGGAUGCAAGAAUAGUUGUUACAAAUCCAGCCCGUGGAACACCAACUAUUUCAAAGAUAGAAGAAUUGUACGGUGAAGCAAACAUCGCUUUCAACUGCACAGGGUUACCCGGAUACCCCGAUGGUGAUCUAGAAUUUCAGAUCAAACUUCAAAACGAAACAAAAUUCCGAGACUUUACGUUCUACAGCGCCACCAGACAAAACAUAGAUAUGGGAUGUGUCCGAAAACAAAUUGUGAACUCCACUUACUUUAUGAAUAUGGAGUGGAAUCAAGCGGCGAUAAGAUGUAAAUCAAAAAGUUCCGAUUUGUUCGAUGAAACAAACGUCUAUCUAUUAUCACCCGAGAUCUGUGCCAGCGUACCCAUUAACAGCGGCAUUCGUCACCCCUACAACCCAGGAAAAUACAUCACGUGUACAAUAGAGGCUCCGAAAGUCCGGAACUGUCCGGGAACUACAUGCUUUGAUGACAGAACCCAGCAGUGCCUUUUUACUUGUGACUAUGACGAUUAGAGUCAUUUUCAGAUUUUGAUUAAAAUCUGAAACUAUCAUUCAUUACAAAAAUUCAUUUAAAGUGUCUGGUGUAUUUAUUAGAAAGCAUUAUCAUCAUUUUUAGUAGAGCAAUUCUAAAUAGUUGUAUUGAUAAAUGAUAUAUCCUAUAUUGAAAGCUGUUCACAUUCAAACUGCGUGAGUGGUUGCUUGAAUACCUUUAGAUUUGCAUAGCGCAAUAUUACCAAUCUAGAAUGUUCAUACGUAUUGAGUAUUUUCUACUAGUGCAAGGAUAGGUAAAUAUGAUUGAUAUUACUCUAUCCUCAAUGACUAAUUUAGAAUGACUAAUACGUCACAUGUACUCCCGCUCGAAUAUGAAUGAAGAGGAUAUUUGAGAAAUAAAAUUUGCGUUUUC